AUGGCUUACACACUGGACCGAUCUGGCGUGCACUGCAGUCGCAUAGGCAGGCCAGCCGGAGCUGCGUCAUGGAUGUGGAUGAUAUCUGUGCAAAAUGCAGGAAACGGUGAGUCUUCACACAUUACGGUCUUGGCCCUUUCCAAGAACGUAAAAUCCCAUAUUUUACGCUUAUGACCAUGUUUUGAGGAAGACUUUAGAUGACAGUGCUUCAGACUCUGUCUCUCGAUUAUGCGUAGAUCGUGACGAUGACAUUAUGAAGUCAUUUUAAAACUUGGCGUGUUAGCAGUGCAAUCCUAAUUAUAUGAUUGGGUCAGAUCUUCUUUCGUAGCCGUACCUGCAGCGGACAAGCCCCAACAUAACCCCGAACCCUAACCCCUAACAGGUACGGCUACGAAAUAAGAUCUUGCGUCUGAUCGUUCUCUCUUUUUUAAAAGCUUCAUUCACUGCCACUGCUUGCGGGGAUAUAGGAGAAAUUGGUCGAAUUGCCGGUCGUGUGAUGCAACCAGAUCGUCUAGAUGUCCAUGCUAAUUAA
Messenger RNA from Spirometra erinaceieuropaei, 532 nucleotides. The record is from the annotation of a GenBank genome assembly. Lineage: Eukaryota; Metazoa; Platyhelminthes; Cestoda; Diphyllobothriidea; Diphyllobothriidae.